This is a messenger RNA of Stylonychia lemnae, 1965 nucleotides long. Lineage: Eukaryota; Ciliophora; Spirotrichea; Sporadotrichida; Oxytrichidae. The record is from the annotation of a GenBank genome assembly.
AUGGCAUAGAUACAAAAUAUUGUCAGUUUUAUAUGUGAUUGCGGCUAAGUAAUGCUAGAUGCUACAAGUAUUAAAUUCCAUUAAAAUAUUUGCUAAAAAGUGAAGGAAAAGUAUUCUGAUAUAUUUAACAUGUUUGAAAGCAUAAUCAGGAAGUACACAUCUAAGCAGGAAAUUCAAAAUAUCAAGUUACUAUUGACUGUAUUUCAAAAUUAGCUUUAGGAAAAUUAUCUUAAAGAAGAAAAAAAGUAUGAUGAAGAUGAUAAUAUAGAAUUUUUUAAUCAGAAACUUCACUUUUCAUAGAUCAGAAAUAAUAAACAGCAGGAAAGUAAAAGUAAUACCGAAGAUUUUGAAGAUGAUUAUGAGGAUGAUAUUGAAAUAAAAAAGUUUUCAAUGAAAGAGGAGAAUUAGAGUUAAAUAAUUUAUAAAAUUUGUGCGAAAUGCUUGAAAUUUACUGAAAAAGAAAAAGACAAUCAUAAAUGGUUAACUAUCCAGUCAACUAAAUGCAAGCAUAUGAUACAUAGAGAAUGCUUAAGAAGCAUCUCAACCCAGAAAUCGAAAUUUAAAAUUAAUGAGCCUUGCUGUCCUACUUGCAAAGUGAAGAUUGAUCAAGAAGAAAUAGAUGAGAUUUUUAGUUCAGAAAAAGAAUAAGAGUUUAUUGAAAUAGAAAAGAAAUUAUAGAGAGAAGAAGAACUAAAAUAACUUAAAGAAUUGCUAUAAGGAUUAGAUAGUAUUGCAAGGUGCAAAUGUGGAAACAUGAUGAUCGUGGAAUAAGGUGAUAUUGAUCUAUUUUAAAAAGAUAUCUUUGGACAACCAAUAUCACAUUGCAAUUAAGAACCUUAUCACAUUGGGAAAACUUGUGAAGAGUUCGAGAAAUUCAAGUUUUCAAGUAAAUGUAGAUACUGUUUUGAGUAGCUGACGUACCCUUCAGUUUCUCCUUUGCCAGCGUUUUAAGAAGUUUGCAGGAAAGAGGAAUGCAAAGAAAUGAUGGAAAAAUCUUGUGAUAAAAUCAACGAAGAUUGUAAGCAUCCCUGCUGUGGAUUUAAAGAUGAAGUUAAUUGUCCUCCUUGCUUGAAGGAAGAUUGUGUGAAGAAAGAUCCAAGCAAAACUCUAGAUUGCACUGGAAAUGAUUACUGUACAAUAUGCUAUGUAGAAUAACUAGACUCAAAAUAAUGCAUAUAGUUAGAGUGCAAACAUAUUUUUCACCUAGAUUGUACAAUCUAGAGGGUAAAGUUGAGAUGGGAAGGAUCAAUCAACGGGAUUAACUUUAAUUAUCUUUAAUGCCCUUCAUGCAAGAAAGAAAUAACUAAAUCUGAUUAUAAAGAAUUACAUGAUUUAAUCACCUUGAGUAGAGAGUAUAGAGAAAAGGUUAAUUAGUUAAUCCAGCAAAGGAUUAAGAUUGAUAAAUUAGAUUAAGAUUCAUUAUUCACAGAACCGCAGAGUAUGUACUAUAAUAAUAUUUAAGCACUUGCAAUUUCAAGAUAUCAGUUUUUCGAAUGCUAUUAAUGCAAAGAUCCUUUCUUUGGUGGAGUUAGGGACUGUGCUGUCCAGGCGAAUUAACUUUAAGCACCGAAUCCAGAAGACAUAAUGUGCAAUUUUUGCACUGCUAUGAAAUUUGGCUUUGGCAAAAAUAUUUGCGAUACGCAUGGUGUAGAAUUUAUAGAGUUCAAAUGUAAAUAUUGUUGCGACCUAUCUUCAUGGUUCUGCUUUGGAACUACUCACUUUUGUAAUCAAUGUCAUGAAAGAGCUGGAAAUAAUGUAGUUAAAGAUUGUAUUGGUGAUUAAAAAUGUCCUUUAAAAGGCAAGCAUCCUGCCAAUGGCUAGGAAUAUGCCCUUGGAUGUGCUAUAUGCCGAUAAGUGUUAUAAGAUUAAGGGAAAUAAGAUCUUUAAGUAAUAUAAAGCUUUUAGGGAAUAGAACCUCAACAGGAAAUAGCAUAAAAUUUAUAAUUAUUUGACGAUUAUUAUUGA